AUGGAAAAUUAUUCAGGUGAAGCAUUCGUUCACCACAGAGACCAAGUUACAAAUCUUAUAGAUACCUUUAGUGAGUUAUACUUGGAUUCAGAGGAAGAAAGAGAAGGUAGAGAUGUGUCUACAGAGCAGAUAGGUGAGUUGUCGCCUAAAAAUGAUGAUUUGCCUUUACCUCCUCCACCACUUGAGUUCUAUGAGGAUGAAUUGCAGCAUAACAAUUCAGGAAAUGAACAACGGAUAAGUAGUAUUGAGCAUAGAGUCAGUGAACUAGUUCCCAAUGAAACAUUGAACGUGCAGUUAAAAGCAUGUGAAGACAGGCUUAACUAUCGGUUACAGAGAGAGCUGGAUCGUCUUAAACAGCAGUGUUAUACCCGAGUUGAUGAAUUGAGCCAGAGCAUGGUGGAUUGUUUAAAGAGUCGAGAUCGACAACUAGAUCAACAAUUCAAAGCCAUUAAACCCAUCACAUCUACUCCUGUCUGUUCUAGUAUCGCUACCUCUCAGAAGUUGUCUCAAACCCCAUCCAAGAGUGCUUCGCUUACUCAAGACAUCACAGAGAAAGUAACGUAUCUUUCAUCUCCAAAUCCAUAUCCAACAGUUAAGAUGGAUUUGCCCACAUUCAGUAAUUUAGAUUCAGAAGACCCCAUUGAUUUCAUUGAUCGGUUUGAAGAGUACAAUGAGUUGAGACCUCUGCAUCAUGAAGAGUUGUUAGCAGCGCUAUCUGUGAGUCUUAAGGAUACUGCUAAAAGUUGGUGGAGAGCAGAGAGGCAAAAUAUUAGAGAUUGGCCGUCCUUCAAAGAGAAGUUCCUUUUCUCAUUUUUAAACGAAGACCAUAAAGAAGUUGCUGCUCAGAAGCUGGCAAAUUGUCGACAAAGGGUUAAUGAAAAUAUAAGAGACUUUGCUUUUAAUUACAGAGCGAUGACAUUAAAGAUUAAUCCUGAAAUGCCUGAAAAUGAGUUGGUGCAAGCAACGCUGAGAAACUGUAAUCCGAGAUUGGCUUCACUGUUGAGAGGAACUGUAAAAACUGUGAAUGAUCUGGUUCGUCUCGGAACCCAAAUAGAGAAGGACUGGACAGAGAGCAAGAGGAGAUGGAAUCAGGAGAAAGUAUGGCAGAGACUGAGGCAGAAAGAUGAGCAGUUGACCAAAAGUGCUCAAAUGUUCAUGCUCGCCAAUGGCCAGAGUCAGAAAACCCAAGGUAAAGUGUGCUGGCAAUGUGAAAUAUAUGGAGUGAAACAGGAGAUCACAUUUUAUGUGAUGGAGGAUGAGAAUUUGGCCGUUCCUGUCAUCUUGGGGGUGGAUUUUCUCAAAAAGGCUGGAGUAGUUAUUGAUUUUAAUGCUUCACGAGUAUAUCUGCCGGAUGUUAACUCUAGUCACCCUAUGUGUUUUAAUGACGUGCACGAGCCUGCCUCUAUCCAGUUUUAUGUCGCACAAGGAGAAGGAGCGAUGCACAAUGAGGAAGAGUUGAAGUUGAUCGACCAGGCUGUGGAAAGCUCCAAUGCUUCAGCUCAGGUAAAGAGUCAGUUGAAAGCUCUUAUGUACAAUUGGCCUUCAGUAUGUACACUUAAGCUUGGUCGUACAAAUUGUAUUAGGCAUGAGAUAAAAACAACUGACGAACUGCCUUUACGGAAAAAACCAUACAGAGUCUCGAGGGCUAAGAAUGAUUUUAUUGAAGAGCAGGUUAAGGAGCUACUGCAACAGAAGAUUAUCAGACCUUCUACGUCACCCUGGGCUUCACCUGUGGUAGUGGUAGAUAAAAAAGAUGGAGGAUCACGGUUAUGUGUUGAUUAUCGUGGGCUCAAUGCAAAAACUCACCUAGAUCCUUAUCCCAUGCCUCAGAUAACGGAUAUUCUUGAUUCUCUCCAAUCAGCUAAAGUGUUCAGCACAUUGGAUUUAAAGUGUGGAUAUUGGCAAGUUGAGAUGAAUCCAGCGAGUGUGGAAAAAACGCUUUCGUUACAGCUUCAGGAAUAUAUGAAUUCUUGUGUCUCCCGUUUGGCCUCAAAAACGCAGCAGCAUCUUUCCAAAGGUUAA
This is a messenger RNA of Labeo rohita (rohu), 2022 nucleotides long. RefSeq lists its product as uncharacterized. NCBI's taxonomy places the organism in Eukaryota, Metazoa, Chordata, Actinopteri, Cypriniformes, Cyprinidae. The transcript has 2 exons. Bases 1 to 2022 code for a protein of 673 amino acids. The record is from RefSeq and is a predicted model, not a curated record.